Messenger RNA from Trichoderma gamsii, 417 nucleotides. Its product is annotated as microsomal cytochrome b5. NCBI's taxonomy places the organism in Eukaryota, Fungi, Ascomycota, Sordariomycetes, Hypocreales, Hypocreaceae. Gene Ontology annotation, biological process: sterol biosynthetic process. Gene Ontology annotation, molecular function: heme binding. The transcript is spliced from 3 exons. The record is from RefSeq and is a predicted model, not a curated record. The coding region runs from base 1 to 417 and encodes 138 amino acids. Gene Ontology annotation, cellular component: endoplasmic reticulum membrane; intracellular membrane-bounded organelle.
AUGUCCACCAAGGAGUACACCUACCAGGAUGUUGCCGAGCACAACACCAAGAAGGACAUCUUCGUCGUGAUCCACGACAAGGUCUACAACUGCAGCAAGUUCAUCGACGAGCACCCUGGUGGCGAGGAGGUUCUACUCGAUGUCGCCGGCCAGGAUGCCACUGAGGCUUUCGAGGAUGUCGGCCACAGCGACGAGGCCCGCGAGACUCUUGAGCAGCUGCUCGUUGGCGAAUUGAAGCGCCAGCCCGGCGACCCUGUCCCCAAAGCCCACACCAACACCUACUCUGCCAACAACGGCUCCACCACCACUGGCGGCGGAUUCGGCAUCUACAGUGUUGUCGCCAUUGGUGGUCUUCUCGGCUAUCUCGCCUUCCAGUACUUCCAGGCUCAGUCUGAGGCCCAGGGACAGUCCGCCUAA